AACUGAACCGGUGCCGGGAUGAUGCAAUCCCAUGCGCCGUUCCACCGAUUCCUUUCCCCAAAUUUACAUUUUCAAUCUUUCCCUUCUCAAAUGAAAAUGUCUUCUAAUCUCUAUCCCCUUCGCUAUACAUUACAGGGUGAUCCAUACGUGCAAUCAGGCGCAUCUCGAUCUGUUCGCGGAUACGAUUGAUGGGGGAAGGGGCGACGCCGGGCAGUCCAAUUGACGAGAUGGGAUUCGACGACGCGGCGGAUGAAUUCCCGUUCGACGAUUGCAGCGACGUGUUCUCCGAUGCCGAAAUGGACGGUGACGGUUCGGUCACACUUCCGGGCCCUAAAUUGAAGAUCGAAAAUCGCAAGUCCUGUUCGCCGGCGACGAUUCGACGCCGUCGGCGACCCUUCUCCCGGUCCACGUCGUGCUUUGACUCUCCCGAUGCUAGCUCGUUGGUGAGCGCAGAGAAUGUUUCAAGUUUGAAAGGAACAGGCUUGGGAUGUUCGAAUGAAUUGAAGGAAAUUGAGAAGCAGGGAAAUAUGGAAUCCCAUAACAUGAACGGAGAUAGAAAGCCGGGGAAUUUAGAUCCCUUUGAGGUCAGUUCAAGCUCAGGAAGACUAGAAAGUGGGAUGAGCGAAGAGAGGAAUCUGAAUUCCGUCGUCAUGGAUAGGGAAACUGAACAUGAUAGCUUUCCGAGAGCUGAUUUAAAUACAAGCGAAACCGAUGAUUCAAGUAUUCUGUUAGUUUUAUCUGAUUUAGUAAUAAAGGCCAUAACUCUUCAAGUUAAUUUACUUUUAAUUGUCUUUAGUUUCACAACUAAGUUCUUCUUGUGUCCCAUAAGAACAAUAUACUCCGUCUAUAUGUUUGUGAUGGACCCAUUUUGUGUUGCAAGGCAAUUGAAACAGUAUUUGCUGAAAAAGUGUGUUAUGGUUUUCAGUUAUGUGUUUGGAAAGGCUUUGGGUUUGGUGUCUGAAUGGUUGAAAGAACGUAGAUCAUUUUGGAGGUUAGGGAUGAAGUGUGGAUGGGGGCUUUUGUGCUCAAUAUAUGUAGCUGUUCUUUUGAUGGGGUUAUUGGUGCUGGGUUUUCUAACGGGUGGUUUCUUGAUAAGUCACUUGGUGGAAGAACCGAUGAAGAUGGUGGAGAGUUUGAAUUUUGAUUAUACAGAGAAAAGCCCAGUGGCAUUUGUGCCGAUCACGGGAUGUCAGGGGCUGAGUGGGAAAAUUGAUUAUAGGGAUCAUCAGCUGGAUGUUGGUCAGGUUGAUGGGAUGCAUUUCAGUAUCCCUCCUAAGCAUAAGUUGUCUGCCACUGUUUCAUUGACACUUCCGGAGUCAGAUUACAACAGAAACCUUGGAGUUUUUCAGGUAAGGGUUGAUCUCCUAACGUCCAAUGGUAUGGUACUUGCAAGCUCAAGGCGCCCGUGCAUACUUCACUUUAAAAGCCAGCCAAUACGCCUUCUCUCGACUUUCCUCAAGACAGCAUCACUCAUCACAGGCUACACCUCAGAAUCCCAAGAGUUGGCUGUAGAAUUCAAAGGUUUGACCCAAGGUGAUAUGCCAACUGCCUGUGUGAGGGUAACCAUAGAGCAAAGAGCUGAAUUUCACCCGGGAGGAGGGCUUCCUCAGCUAUACGCUGCGUCUCUGGUUGUCGAGUCUCAGCUUCCCCUGCUGCAAAGGCUAAUUUGGUAUUGGAAGACAACUCUGUUUGUUUGGAUUAGUUUGACGUUAUUCUCGGUGGAGUUGGUGUUUGCUCUACUCUGCUGCAAGCCUCUUAUCUUCCCGAGAAUACGGUUGAUGCAAGCUGCUCCUACUCAUAAUCCUUCAAACCGAGGUUAGUGAAUCGCCCUUCAUUUUACAGUAAGUUAUAGGUGUUAGUGUUUUCAAAUAACCCUAAAGAAAAAGGCUCUCUCUCUCUCUCUUGUACCUGAAGCCGUGUGAUUCAAUGCAUAUGUUUGUGUUAAAUUUGUACAGUACAGGUCUCUUUCUCAAAUAUUAGUUCAUUACAAGAAGAAAUACAGAAAAAGAGAGAGAAGAUUUGUCUAGAUAAUAGUCUCUUUGGAAUGGUGAAUAUU
Molecule: messenger RNA, 2056 nt
Organism: Cuscuta campestris
Lineage: Eukaryota; Viridiplantae; Streptophyta; Magnoliopsida; Solanales; Convolvulaceae
Source: the annotation of a GenBank genome assembly